AUGCUUUAUUUUGAUAACAAUUCGCCCAAAGAAAAAAAAAAAAAAGAAAAAGAAGAACAGACUUCUAAAGAAACAUUCGACGAAGAAGAAAAAAUAUACCGCAAUGAUAAUAUAUUCAGGGUACGGGAAUAUUCUAUGAAAAUGAUUUUAUUCCUAAUUAUUUUAUUAUGGACAGCUACAAUUUUUAUUAGAGAGAUUGGCCAUUUAGCUACUAUUGGUAGAUAUAAGGACACUGACCUUUCAAUAUCAAACAAAAGUUACAAAAGUUCUAAUUCCAAUAUCGGAAGUUUAGAAAAAAUUAAUUUUCAAAAUGUUCGUUCUAAAGCUUUCACCCCUCAAUACAAGACUUUACAAUGGUUGGUUACUGAGGAUUCUAUUUAUAAUGAUGAGGGAUUAUUUGUAACAUUUGAAAAUGAUAAAUAUUUAGUUAAAUCUGUUUUUAAUAGCUCCUAUGCAAAGAUUUUAUUAAAUGGGAAAUAUUUUGUAUUUGAGGGAACAAAUAUAACGAUUGAUUCUUUUAUAGCCUCGCCCGAUUUAUCCAAAGUUAUUAUUAGAUCAGACACUGUCAAAAACUGGAGACAUUCGUCAUUUGGUACCUAUUAUUUAUAUGACAUUUCUCAUGAUUUUUUCAGUAAAAUUGGAGAAAAUAUCGCGGUCGCCCACUGGUCCCCAGACUCCCAAUACAUUGCAUAUAUAUUGGCCAACAAUUUGUAUGUGUACUCUAGCAAAGAGCGUAAGACCAUUAAACAAGUCACAACCGACGGUAGCGAAUUAAUUUUCAAUGGAAAACCGGACUGGGUUUAUGAAGAAGAAGUCAUCACUGAUGAUUAUGCAUUUUGGUGGUCUCCAAACAGCAGAUACAUUGUUUUUUUUAAAAUUAAUGAAACUGAAGUUAAGGAGUUUCCGAUUCCAUACUAUGCACAAAAUGAUGGGCAUGAUUUAUACCCGGAACUUCGUGUUUUAAAAUAUCCUAAACCAGGCACUCCGAACCCUGUCGUUGAAUUGGACACUUUUGAUUUAUAUAAUGGGGAGCUACACUCAUUUGAAUUACCUGAUUCCUCCUAUAUUAUUUCUGAAGUAGUUUGGGUCGGUGAUGAUAAGAUUUUGGCAAAGGCCACUAAUCGUGGAUUUGAUAAUUUGUUCGUUUAUCUAAUCGACGCCUCUGACAAUAAUUCAUUCACAGUGGUCAGGCAGGAAAAUUCUGGUGAAGGAUGGCAUGAAAUUGGCCAAAAUGUUAAAUUUAUACCCAGGAAUGAUACUUUAGGAAGAGUUGCAGAUGGCUACAUAGACAUCAAACCCAUUAACGGCUUCAAUCAUUUAGUCUAUGCUCCAGUCGCAAAUUCUUCUGAGCUAAUUACCUUGACCAGUGGUGAAUGGGAGGUUGUCGACGGCUACGUGUCUUUUGAUUAUUCUAAUAAUGAUAUCUAUUUUGUAGCCUCAAAGAAAUCUUCUAUCGAAAGACAUUUGUACCUAGUCAACCUCUUUAAGCCCUGUCAAAUAAUUGAAUUAACGGACACCUCUAAAGACGGUUGGUAUACUACCUCUUUCUCUGCGGGUGGAAAAUUUGCAUUGUUAACAUACGGAGGUCCAACUGUUCCUUAUCAAAAAAUUAUUAACUUUCGCUCUGAUCGUAAGGAUGACCGUGUUCAAGGAAAUAUCAGGGGAGAAACUUUGUACUAUCUAGAAAAAAAUGCUAACUUAACUGAAACUUUAAAGAGGUUUGAUAUUCCCGAAAAAAAAUUUGGCGAAUUAAAUUUGGGUCAAGACAAAAAAAAUGAUGGUGAUGUUAUUGUUAAUUAUUAUGAAGUUUUACCAAACAAUUUUAAUCCAGCCUUAUAUGAUUAUUAUCCUGUAUUGUUUUUCCCAUAUGGUGGACCAAAUUCUCAGCAAGUUACUAAAACUUUUUCUAUAGGAUUUAACCAAAUCAUUGCCUCGCAGCUAAAUGCUAUUGUAGUUGUUGUUGAUGGAAGAGGUACUGGUUUCAAAGGAAAAAAAUUCAGGUCAGUUGUCCGUGAUAAUUUGGGCUAUUAUGAAGCAAUAGAUCAAAUCAAUGCCGCCAAACAUUACGCUUCGUUACCUUACGUAAAUAAAGAAAAAAUAGCUAUUUGGGGUUGGUCCUACGGUGGUUAUUUAACUUUGAAAACUUUAGAACAUGAUUCUGGCAAUACAUUUAGAUAUGGGAUUGCUGUGGCUCCAGUGACAGAUUAUAGGCUAUACGAUUCAAUUUAUACAGAAAGGUAUAUGCACACGCCUCAGGAGAACCCGAGUGGGUAUGCAGAGUGUAGUGUCCAUAACGUCACAUCAAUUGCACAAUCUACCAGGUUUUUAUUAAUGCAUGGAACCGGUGACGAUAACGUGCAUUUCCAGCACACGUUAAAGCUUUUGGAUAUGUUGGAUCUAGCCGGCAUUGAAAACUACGACGUCCAUGUAUUCACCGAUUCAGAUCAUAGUAUCAGCUUUCAUAAUGCUAACAAUAUUAUUUUUGAUAAGUUGUUGAAUUGGAUUCGCCAUGCUUUCAAUGAUGAUUUUAUUAAUUGGUAA
Messenger RNA from Saccharomycodes ludwigii, 2541 nucleotides. RefSeq names its product dipeptidyl aminopeptidase (gene DAP2). Gene Ontology annotation, molecular function: dipeptidyl-peptidase activity; serine-type endopeptidase activity. Gene Ontology annotation, biological process: proteolysis. The record is from RefSeq and is a predicted model, not a curated record. Lineage: Eukaryota; Fungi; Ascomycota; Saccharomycetes; Saccharomycodales; Saccharomycodaceae. The transcript has a single exon. The coding region runs from base 1 to 2541 and encodes 846 amino acids.